This is a messenger RNA of Symbiodinium sp. CCMP2592, 555 nucleotides long. The record is from the annotation of a GenBank genome assembly. NCBI's taxonomy places the organism in Eukaryota, Dinophyceae, Suessiales, Symbiodiniaceae.
AUGGCAUUUCCCCACCCUGGCCUCCAUCAGUGUUCAUCCAGAUGCUUCCUGGGCGGCCCGACAAACGAGCAGCUCUUGCCGAGAGGCAGGCGGAGACAGCUGGAGCAAAGCUUGCAGACCACCUGGUGGUACGGUGCGGCCGGCAUGACGAUCUUCGCCCUGGUCUUCGCAUGUGUGCCGCUCUACAAGAUCUACUGCCAGGCCACAGGCCAGGGCCAGGCAUCAUCGGUGGGGCACAAAGAAUACUCACCACCUCCAUCCAAGGAUUCUGUGGAUGCCAAGCGCCUUGUAACCGUGGACUUCGCGGCGACAGUUCAUACCUCCCUGCCGUGGCAGUUUGUUCCGCAGCAGCGGCGCGUCGUUGUUGGCGUCGGGGGAGACUGCGCUAGCCUUCUAUCGUGCCAAGAACACCAGCGAGCGGCCAAUUAUCGGCGUGUCCGUUUAUCACAUGAUUCCUGCAGAGGCGGGACUCUACUUCAACAAGCGCCGUGGCACAACGCAAAGACUGUUUGGAUUCUUUCCAGGGCCAAUGGGCUGGUCUUCGGUGCCGGUUAG